AUGGCAUCUUUCCUUCCAGUAGUUCCAAAGUAUUCCCCAUUUGACAAGGAAUCUGCUUCUAUGGAAAAGUUUGCAAAUAAUUAUAAAAAUCAAGCCAAACCAAAGGUUGGCUCGAGGAGUGGAAGACAAAUUCCUUCAUCUGAUCAAUUAAUGGCAAUGCUAAAGAGUGGAAAUGAUGAUGUACCAACCACGUCUCAAUUGGGAGAACAAUUAGGAUUAAAUAUUGAUGGAGAUAAAUUCAUGUUACUUUCCCCACAAACUGAAGAAUUGAAGGGUUCACUUGGUAAAAUUCUCAUGUACAUAUCAGAUACCUUGUAUUCAUUAAGGCCAGUAGUUUAUUGUAAGUUUUUCACACUAGUUUGA
Molecule: messenger RNA, 363 nt
Organism: Naegleria gruberi
Lineage: Eukaryota; Heterolobosea; Eutetramitea; Acrasida; Naegleriidae
Product: Peroxin 16 (Pex16), putative
Exons: 1
Coding region: 1-363 (120 amino acids)
Source: RefSeq, a predicted model, not a curated record